Messenger RNA from Porites lobata, 5374 nucleotides. The record is from the annotation of a GenBank genome assembly. NCBI's taxonomy places the organism in Eukaryota, Metazoa, Cnidaria, Anthozoa, Scleractinia, Poritidae.
AGACAUGUGUCAUCAAAUCUUGUAGAUCAACAAGCACUCAGAGAGAUUCUUUUGACCUGGCUGCAAAAUCAGGUACACUAGGCAUUACUCUGCAGUAGAAUCCCAAGGAACAUUUCUUUUUAUUUUUUUGCUACUCACCCUAGACUUAAGGUGAAAAAGGAUAUCUUGCUAAUACCUUUGACAUAUUAUUAUGGUCUAGACUCUCUCUUUGCUUUCAUCAAAAUUGAAACAACUUGUUUCAUGUCAAAAGGACUAGAGCAACGUAAUCAAACUUUGUUUUUUAUAGUUGUGCAAAGAUACCUAAAAGUGGACAUGAGUGCAUUGGUUUGCAAAGCCAUGAGAGUCUUACUAGCACCUUUGUUCUUUGAAUUCUUAUACCUACCUGAUCUGCCUGUUGAAGUCCAACUUUGUCAUACUUUUUGAUGCAAAACAAAGUUGGUCAAAGGCAAUUCAAUUUAAUUCCACGGAAUUUGAGGAUGAAGUUGGUUGGCAUUGUCCCUUUCUCUCCUGUCUUUACAACACCUAAAACACUCGAGCGAUGUUAAUAUACACUUUACCACCUUAUGCGUGUAGCUAAGAAAGGUAAGAAUAGGUCUGGAUUAGCAUUCAACCCCCAAAGACCCCUGCAAUCCCAAGGAAUGGAUCCAACAUUGUCAAGACUGUGCUCUAACAAAAAUUAAAGGGAGCCCUGGGUGCUCUGAAACUGUAAAAUCUAGAGUGCCCAGCAUAUGAUUUGUAUGAAAAAAGUAAGAUUUUCUAGUCGCCCAUGAGCAAAAAUGAAGCUUCAGGGGCCACCAGGCUCUGUUAGAGCACAGCCUUGGUUGACAGCAUUUUCAUCUUAUACAGUCAAAGGUCCUUAAUUUGUAACCACCUCUCAUAAGAGACCACCUACCACAAUCUGAACCACCUGUCCAAAUCACCAAAGUUUUCCUAUUCAAAGCCUCAUGGUUGGAACCUCUCCUUUUUAUAAAGACCACCUUCUGUAAGUUACCAUGACCACUUUUCACGGCUCUUGGCUUAAUUAUUAUUUGUUGUUUUUAACCUCUUGUAAGUAACCUUUUGACACUUGGUUUGAUCUCAUGUUUGCUGUAUAUACUAUGCUACUUAGAGUAUUAGAAGAACAACAUGGGAUUACAUAUAAAUUAUUGCAACUCAGAAAUUCCAUGCAACAGGUUAAAUUUGAUUCAACCAGUCAGAAGCACUACCCACAUCUGGGUAGUGAGGUGUCAUCAGUAUGGAGUUUCUCUGCUUGUUUCUCAGACAUCAUUGGGUGGGGAAACCAGUGGUAGCGCCAGCAAAUGUCAGCUGUUUUCUCAGGCUAACUCAGAUUUUGCAUGGAACAGAUUAUCUUCUAAUUAUAUAUAAUACAUGUGUCUGGACCUCUUCUUGCAAGAGACCCCCUGUGUUCAAUUCUUGUGAACAACCUACUCCUGGAAGUGACCAAUAGGUCUUUGCCUUUUGGGUGGUCAUUUAUAGGUGGUUUAACUGUAUUAUAAAUAUUAAUUUUGUGUAAUUUAUUGCUUAUUUUAACGUAAUUUCACUGUGAUUUUUCUUUGACCCUUGUUGUAACUUUUCAGUGUUGUACUGAUGAGUCAUAUAACAAGAAUUUCUUGAAGAACAAGGCAGCCCAAGUCUUUAGCUUGAUCUUUGUCUGUGAUUAUCCUGAGAAGGUUAGCUUAUUUACAUGUAUUGUUAUUUCAUGUGUUACUGUUAAAAAUCAUAACUUCUCGCGCACUGAAUGCCAUUUGUCUGCUAUGCAACAAUGCAACAGCACCUCCAUCACAAAAAGUUUUCAAAAAACAAAGGAAAAAAUAGAAAAACAUUCCAGAACCCAAUACACUGCUGUCAAACUAACACACACUUUAGUGGGAGGAAGGGAAACACUGUUGCACUGUUUGUCACGAAAAGAAAGAACUGAGUCAUGUUAUGAGUGUGAAUACUGAUACCUGAAAUUGUAACUUGACUAGCCUGCGUAGCAAGCGUUUCUGCGUGAGUUCGUCAAGAACAUUGGGACGAGAGGAACAACAAAAAGGAAUGACAGGGGAGGGGGAGGCGCAGGGGAGAGAAGGAAACGCUUGCCCGCAAACCCCAUGAUUUUGAAAAACUGUGUUCGCCCACGAACUCAGCUUUUGAUUGGUUGGGUGCUGGUAGUGUUGAUUACUUAGCACCCGAAACAUCAAUCAAAGCAGGUAUGUUUUGUUGACGUGCGUCGCAGAUCUGGUCUGAUGUUAUUUGUGGUCGCAGAUUACAAAUGCAUGGUCUGAUAUUUAUUUGAAUCAUGUUUGUGUGAAGGUUUAUCACAUCUGAGUCUCUUCAAUAAAAAGUAUAAUUGGAGAUCGAGCAGUGGAGACUAGUGAAGGCCAAUUUAUUGGGAAUGGCGGCGUGCGUAUCUGACUGGAGGUAACAUCAAAUAAAUCAGAACAUCGGUAAUAGACACUAGCUAGAGCCGCCAUGGAGAAGUGAUCGGAAAUUGAGCAGCAUGUAUUAAAGAGAACUUUUCGACACUGGCUCACCUAUAGAAAGGAGCUGCUCUGCAAAACUUACAGCCGGCGGAGUGAAUUGUUCCGGACAAAUCAUUUCUUUGCGGCGUUGUGACAAGGUUUCAGAUGAGAUAAAAAGCCACAUAACAUUCAAAAUAUCACUUACGUAACUGUAAAGAACAAGAAAUUCCGCAGCAAUCGCUUAGAGUUUCAACCUUCUUUUAACGUAAAGCUUCUUUUUAUAUAUUACAGUUUUGCAAUCACAUGGAGCGUGUUUUAGGGAACAAAGUAAAUUUUUCAGAUCUGGUAAUCUAUUCGUUAUCUAUCUUGACGUGCUGUCAAUUUACAAAUGAACCAAACCGUGAAAUAUCAAGGGGGGUUUUCCAGAAUCGUAGGGGCGGGCAAGUGUUUCCUUUUCUCCCCUCCCCUUCCCCCUUCCAUUUUUUUUGCUCCCGCUCCAACUUUCGCACUAUAACUCGACUGGAAACGCUAAUGCUACGCAGGCUAUAACUUGACAGUUAGACAGUGUUACACACUCAUUGCUGGUAAACUCACACCUUGCAGCCAUGAGCCCCCACACCAAUGGAACCAGGCACCUGUCACAAUGAUUUAUCAGAUAAAAAUUAAAGGGAGGGAAGGGUUGGGUGAAAGGCACAAUCCAAGGGCUGAACAAAGCGAGUAGCUGCUUUGAAAGCAUUGUACUAAGCACAUGGAGCUGAUGUUAGCAAGGCUGACUGCACUUGAGCCUGACCACACUGACCGCUGACCAUGCAACAGCACGCGACGACGCUCCUUGUUAUCAGCUGCCUUAAUUUUGUUUAACUUCAUGUUACAUUUCUCUUCACCCUGUAGUGGCUGCUGUUUUUCUCAGACCUUCUCCAGUGCUUGCAAUAUGGAGCAUUAGCCGUGGAUAUGUACCUUAGGAUUUUGAAGGCAAUUGAUGAGGAAGUGGUAGAUAGAGAUGUGAUAAGGACUCAACAGGUUAAUUUUGUGUAUUGUUUUUAUAUCUAUGUUACAAUAUCCAUGGGUGAAAAUAAAUCUUCAACAAAGAGGGGUACCAUCAAACAGAAAUUGAUUACCUAUUCAAUUAGAACUAUGUAUUGUACUACGUCCUGCAGUGCAUAGAGCAAGUGAAGCUGAACCCGUAUUUAGCGGGUGUCUGUAGAGCAGGGUGGACUGUACAUAAAUUUCUUAUAUUUACCUGAUAUACAAGCUUGUUAAAGUUGUGACAAACUCCACCAUGCCACACACAUUAAGUUGUUGGUGUUAAUAUCUAAACAUGCUAUGCAUAUACAAGCUUGUUCAAGUUGUGACAAACUCCACCAUGCCACACACAUUAAGUUGUUGGUGCUAAUAUCUAAACAUUUACUCUACGAAGGGCUACAUUGUACAUGUGUGAAAUAGACCUCUUUAGCUUGUAUGUUUUGUUUUUUCAAAUACAGGUCAUAUGAUAACACCCUAGAGAACUGUUUCUUUCAAAUUUUGUCUUAUUCACGUGCAUAUCUACUCAUAAAUUAUGAAAAGACAAAGGGUUAUGUUCCCCUGGGACCUCUAUUGAGAAUACAAAAUAUACAAGCUAGAGAGGUCUAUUGCUUCUUAUGAAAAUCAAAAUCCAUUUUUAAGAGUUACAUUGUAAGACAUUUCUUCUAGAAUCUUGAUUGUUGACAUCUUAAAACUUGUGUCAUCAUUUCCUUUUUUAAGACUCAUAAAUCGAUUAUUAAAACUGUCAACUUUUGAUGAGUUUCAGUUGGUUGCACUUGUACAAGUUUGUAAAACCAUUUACAGAUGAAUCUGUUGAGAAGCUAAAUAUAAUUUUUCUUCCAUGAACAGGAAGUAGAAAGAAACACAAAAAUUAAAGAUCACAUCAGGGAUAUGUGCAUCAGAAAGCCUGUUGACUCUUGGUUUCAGACUGUGAUAGGUGAGAAUCAUAUACCGGUAUUUUAGCAAAACAAUAAGGUUGAUGUCAGUUUUAUUGACUGUUAUUUUGUAUUGUGUUUUGUAUGCAGAAAACAUAUGAAAAUAGCUUGUCAUCAAUAACGUGCCUCUGGACAUCAUUGGAAAAUAUAUUGAAUGGAUCAAUAUUGGCCUAAUUGCAAACGACAGGUUUAUCAGGUAACAUUCAUUGUAAAAAGGACAGAGUAAAAUGCAGACUGUGGACUGACGGUGGACUAUUGUUAUUAGGGUUAGAAAACCAUGGGACUUAAAAGUGAAAAAUGAUCCUUGCAGUUGUUAUAAUGCAACUUAUGCAACUGCAUGUAAGAGAAGCCUGGAAAAAAUUCAGGACUUCAAGGGGAUUUGAAUUAACCCAUGACCUCGCGAUAUGGGUGCAAUUCUCUAGCCAACUGAGCUAUGAAGCCACUGAUGUUGGGAGCAGGUCAAUUAGGUGUUCAUAUGUUCCCAUGAAAGAGAUGAAAUGUGAAAAAUGUAAAUAAAUGAAAUAAAUGAUAUACGUGAGAACUGCGGAAAUGAAAUCAAGUGAAGCAUGAUCUACGCAGUUGAUGUAUUUCAUAUACAUUUGUCGCAUUUCAUGUCUUCACGAGAACAUAGAGAAGCAGUAUCCUUGAACCACAAGAGGUACACGAAUUCAUGUAUAAGACUAAGCUUACUAAGGUGUACAAGCCUGUGUUUCAGACAUGGUUUAACAUUGGUUAGUAAGGUCUGUGCAGCAGCGCUGAUAUCCUUGUCCUAGGCCCCCAAUGGACUCAACAAAUUACCAGAAGAGGGUUAAUUUUCCUUUCAUCUUGAUUGAGGAAUCGAUUAUAAUGGCUUUUUUAACAGACCAAUCAUGGCGCGAACUCAAAUCCUUGUACACAGGUGAAGGCCCAGAACAAAGAUUUCAGCGCUGUUUCAACAGAGUGUACAAACUUAAAGAACUUAGAUUCCUUGCUGAUUAA